GACUACUGCAAUUUCUUUGUGACUGGAUCUAUCCAAUUAAAAAAUUGAAGAAAUUAAAUAGUUAAGCUUCAAGGUCAGUCUAUAAAUAUCAUCUUAAUUCUCACUUGUUUCCACACCUCAAACACUCUGUUAAAUCUUCUUUUUCUCUCUGUUUAUCUUCAUUAAAUUCGAAUCAUGGGUGUUAUCACUUAUGAAAUGGAGGUCGCUACCUCAAUCCCCCCAGCCAAGAUGUUCAAGGCCUUUGUUCUUGAUGCUGACAACCUUUUCCCCAAGGUUGUGCCACAGGCAAUCAAGAGCUCUGAGCUUAUUGAAGGAGAUGGUGGCCCUGGAAGUAUCAAGAAGAUCACUUUUGGUGAAGGCAGCCAAUUCAAGUAUGUGAAACACAAGGUUGAAGGAAUAGACAAAGAGAAUUUCUCAUACAGUUACAGUGUAAUCGAAGGUGAUAUUUUGAUGGACACAUUUGAGAAAAUCAGUUAUGAGACCAAGUUCAUUGCAGCACCAGGUGGAGGAUCAAUUUGCAAGAGCAGCAGCAAGUACUAUACCAUUGGUGACAUUGAUAUCAAUGAAGAUCAAAUUAAGGCUGGCAAAGAAAGGGCCUCCGGAAUGUACAAGGCUGUCGAAGCUUACCUCUUGGCAAAUCCUGAUCUCCACAACUAGGUUGAUCCUGCUUGAUAUGUCCUUCAUGUCAUCUCUGUUUUAAUGGUGUGAUUUUGAUAUAUCUUUUCUCUCUUGGCCAAAAUUGUCUUUGGUUGUCUAAUAAGAGUGGUGGUCUCUGGCAGUGAUCAUCUGUAUUUUCAUUAUAAUUAAAGAGUUUGUAUUGCAUUAUCUUUGAUAUACAAAGUAAAAUCAAGGUUUGGGUUCACCUGCAAUAUUAAUUGAUAUUUAUUU
Messenger RNA from Durio zibethinus, 888 nucleotides. Its product is annotated as major allergen Pru av 1-like. NCBI's taxonomy places the organism in Eukaryota, Viridiplantae, Streptophyta, Magnoliopsida, Malvales, Malvaceae. The record is from RefSeq and is a predicted model, not a curated record. Gene Ontology annotation, cellular component: nucleus; cytoplasm. Gene Ontology annotation, molecular function: abscisic acid binding; protein phosphatase inhibitor activity; signaling receptor activity. Gene Ontology annotation, biological process: defense response; abscisic acid-activated signaling pathway.